UUACCCACUACUGUUUGCUGCAGAGCUCGAGCUAGAACUAGAACUAGAACUAGAAAUGGACGAUGAAUUGAUUUGCAACUACAAAGACUGCAGGAAGAGGCUGAAAACAUUUGCCUGGGUGACCUCUUGUUCUCAUGUGUUUUGUGAAACCGAUGGCUCUAGAGAGUUUGAGAAGCAGCAAGUCUGUCCAGCAUGUGACACAACUCUAACUGGUCAGUAUGAUAUCGUCAAGUCUGAGCUGAAGCCAAGCGAAGAAUAUAAAUCAAUGAUCCUUGCUGGGCAGAGACCUGAGAUUAUCAUGGAGGUGUGCUCAAGAGCAAUGUCAUUCUGGACCUAUCAGACCCACUUGGAGAGAGCUUACCAGGAGUACCGUGCAACCAAGGCCACUGAGAAGGCCAAGCAACAAGAGAGCUAUUACGAGCACAUGUUGGCUGUCAACCAGUCAGAGGCAGCCUCACUCAAGACUCAGUUGGUUUGCAUAAACAAGGAGCUGGAGGCUCUCAAGUCAAAACACAGUGAGGCCUCAGAGAAGCUGCUCGAAAAAACAAGACAAUAUCAGAAACUUCAGGGAAUGUAUGAAGCCCUCAGGAGACGCAACGUGACACCUGCCUCCUUUGAGGGAGAGGGGGAGAGAGUUACUCCACGAAGAAUGGCCCUCAGGCAGUUUGAGAUCCCACUAGGAAGUAUUCCAGACAAGGAAGCUUUUGUUCCCCGUGGUCUAAACAAGAAACAAGCACAAGGCCCCGCUGCUCCACUGUUUACUGCCGACCACAAAAACCACGCUCCAAAGCAGCAGCAUCACGGCAAGAAAGGAAGAGGACAUGUACAGGAGAGCUACUUCAUGGUGCACCAUCAGAACACGCCCGGAGGCUCACUGUUUUAGAGACAGCUGCAGCAAAUAAACUAUUUAUUAUGAGAAAUUAUUACCAAUCUCUAUAAUUAUGCCUGUUGUCCAGAGGACUAACUCAUUCCACGUUUAUUUAUUAUUCAA
Halichondria panicea is the source of this 991-nucleotide messenger RNA. Its product is annotated as E3 ubiquitin-protein ligase CCNB1IP1-like. Gene Ontology annotation, biological process: reciprocal meiotic recombination. The record is from RefSeq and is a predicted model, not a curated record. Gene Ontology annotation, molecular function: ubiquitin protein ligase activity. Bases 56 to 883 code for a protein of 275 amino acids. NCBI's taxonomy places the organism in Eukaryota, Metazoa, Porifera, Demospongiae, Suberitida, Halichondriidae. Gene Ontology annotation, cellular component: synaptonemal complex. The transcript has 12 exons.